Messenger RNA from Ananas comosus (pineapple), 6585 nucleotides. RefSeq names its product autophagy-related protein 2. Gene Ontology annotation, cellular component: phagophore assembly site; extrinsic component of membrane. The record is from RefSeq and is a predicted model, not a curated record. Bases 190 to 6135 code for a protein of 1981 amino acids. The transcript has 15 exons. Lineage: Eukaryota; Viridiplantae; Streptophyta; Magnoliopsida; Poales; Bromeliaceae. Gene Ontology annotation, biological process: autophagosome assembly; autophagy of mitochondrion; reticulophagy. Gene Ontology annotation, molecular function: phosphatidylinositol-3-phosphate binding.
GUAAAGGAGAUGGAAUCGACGCUUGUGAGGAGCUUCGUCCGAAACCUUCCUAUCCUCACACGCACGCUUCCUCCGCCUCCGCCGCCGCCGCCGCAUGGCCUGCGCCUCCAACUUCGUCGUUUCGAUCGGAGAGCGCCAUCGUUGAUCUGAGGAAACCCUAGAGCGAGAGCGAGGAGGGAGAGAGGAGCCAUGGGUUUCCCUUGGGGCUUCUCCGGGAACAACCUCGUCAAGCGGCUUUGUAAGUCCCUCCUGAAGAAGAAAUUGGGGGAUUUGAUCCUCGGCGACAUCGAUCUCGACCAGCUCGAUGUGCAGAUCUCUAAAGGCACCUUCCACCUCUCCGAUCUCGCGCUCAACGCCGAGUUCAUCAAUUGGAAGUUGGUUGGAUCUGGUAUCAUGAUAAAAGAAGGAUCAAUGAAAUCCCUAUCAAUAAGAAUUCCUUUGAAGUUAAAGAGUUGUGAGAUAGAAGUGGAAGAGCUUGAACUUGUUCUUGCUCCAUGUGCUCUAAGUGAAAUUCCUCCUUCAGAUGCUGAUUGUUUGAUGUCUGGGAAUGAUGGUCAAGAGCAUAAAGUGAUCGAUGCCCAAAAGAUAGGUCAAGAAACACCCAACUACAUUUCUAGUGCUAUUCCUCGUGAUGUUGACGAAGGAGUCAAGAAAAUUGCCAAUGUUGUUAAAUGGUUUCUUACAAGCUUUCAUAUCAGGAUAAAGGAUAUUUGUGUAGUUUUUGAUCCCCAGACCAAUUUGGAAGUAGACAAAUCAGUCUGUAAUAGAUCCUUGGUUCUUCGAAUUAAAGAAACAAAUUUUGGAACUUGUCUCUCUGAAGAUGCGGUGGUUAAGUUAAAUAACUUCAUAAAGUUUGAAGAAGCAGUCAUUGAGUUUCUUCAGAUGGAUGAUGUUGAUAGGCAGCUUCACAGUGAUUUAGAAGCGAGCACAAUUGAAAAAUGUUCAGGGAAAGGCACCACUGCAAUCUUGACUGGACCAAUAGGAGGAUUCUCAGGGACAUUGAAUUUGAGCAUACCAUGGAAAAAUGGUUCUUUAAAUCUUCAAAAAAUUGAUGCCGAUGUCAGUAUUGAUUCCUUAGAAUUAAGGGUCCAACCUAGCAGUAUUCAAUGGGCUAUAGACAUAUGGAAUUCACUCAAGAAUACCACAACAAAUCAACUAAAUCAUGUAUAUAAGGCUGCAGAUGCAUCUAACUGUGGCUCCAAACUUAAUCCAUGUUCAUAUUCGGGAGGUUCAAGCAAAUUAGGUGCAGGUGUAGUGCCAGCCAGCAGAGAGGAUAUAUCAAAAAGCAUAUUUGCGACAAACAGUCAAGAUAAAAUUCAAGACACAUUUUUCACAAGGACAAAUGUAAUUCAAAACUGGAUACCAGAAUCAUUUGGCUGGGAAGACCAGACUGAUCAAGAUUCAGAUUAUGAUGCAAGCAUUGAUCAGUUUUUUGAGUGUUUUGAGGAAAUGAGAAGCUCCCAAAUGAAUUCAGGAAAUAGUGGCAUAUGGAACUGGACUUGUUCUGUUUUCAAUGCAAUAACAUUUGCAUCCAGUCUUGCUUCUGGAUCAGAUCAGAUUCCUGGAGAACAACUCGUCGAGAAAACCUUACGAGCUGCUAUCGCUGAGAUUUGUGUUGUUAUUUCCUUUGGUGAUGAAGAAAAGAACCAUCUUGACUUUUCCAACAAUGUUCUCAAUUCAUUUUUAUUUGGGAAAAGCUCUGAUUCUUUUCUUAGCUGCCUUUCAUCAAUGCACGUUGAGCAGUCAACCUUGAAUGAAGUUAGUACUGACAAUCUAAAUAUGAACCAUUUGGAAGCGAGGUUUCAGAAUGUAUUUAUUGAUUUGGAGACAUAUCCUCAAAAUAUGAAGUUUGAAGCAUCAGUCGGGCAUAUAAAGCUUGAUGAAUAUUAUGAUGAUGGAAAGCAUGCUGCAGAGUCUGGCUAUCAUUUCAGGAACCCUUCCUAUGACCAAGUGGUUAUAAAUCAGCAUUUGAAGAAGGGAAUUCAAGCUGUGCUUCCACCAUUUCUUUUUCCCGGGCCAGAUCAUAAUUUACAAUCUUAUAUCAAUGACAGUGCAGAAACUGCAGAAUAUACUUUAAAUCCUCAGGAUGGGCUGAUCAAGGUUAGAUUGUUCGAAUCUUUUGACAAAUGCAAUUGUCAAUAUGCUGUCAGUUCUAAAGAGAUAGAUGGCAAGCCAGUGAUGUCAACCUCCAUAAAUGUCCUUGUCCCACCAAUCAUUUUCUGGAUUCAUUUCCACUUAGUGUAUGUGCUGCUGGAUCUCUUCAAGCUAGUUGAAAGUUCAAUGAAGAGAAGCAACACCGAGGAGUUCCAAUCUGGUGGGUUGUCUGGGAGUCAUUCUUCCUCACAUGGUGGUGCUGAAAGAAGCAAUUUGACUUGCAUAGAAACUGUAUCUGCAGAAGCAAGCCUAAAGGGGAAUAUAGUCUUCUCACGUGCAAGAGCCAUAGUAUGUUUUCCUUCUAGUUUCGAUGGAGACUUCAGUCGUCCAUCCUCUUUUGAUAAGUUUAUAAUUUUUGACCAUACUUCGUCACUGAGCUCUGAAGAAGUUUCAGGGAUUUCCUCACUUCCGGCAGCAAGAUCUUUCAGGGAUUAUCCUUGUGCAAAUUCCACUUCUAUCCAUCUAGAUCUGAAAAAUUUUGACAUUUAUUUGGUGGAAUCCAUGUGCCAUGAUAAUUUAGAGGAUAGAUUUUGUUCAGUAGAUAGGCAAACAUUCUCCAUAGCAAACAUUCUCUCUGUUACUAACAGAGCCAGGGACCAUCAUUCUGGAGUCACUAUGGUCUGGCAGAAGGGUCCCGUGACUGGUACUUGGAUGGCUAGUAGAGCUUGGAGUUUGUCCACAUCACACAAUAAGAAGGAUACCAAGAAAGUUUUUGGUGAAGGGACUGGAUUUUCAUCUGCGGCAACUUCGAAGGAUCUGCAGGAAAUGAGUUCUACUAUUCGUAGGGAGCUGAUUCUGAGUUCUGAAUUUCUAUUGCAUGUGCAAUUUAGUCAUGCUUCAGUUCAUCUUGGUAAGAAAGACUAUAUGCUGCUGAACCGUCUGCUAAAUUAUGUUUUUGAUGGGUUCUCCAAUAGAGGUGCUACUACCUGUGAGAACAGUAAGGCUGGGGAGUCAACUCCAGGUGACCAAAUUGCUCCUCAAACUUCCAUCUUUUUGGAAUGUGGAAGCUUGGAUAUUUGCGCUAAACUGGAUGAAGUUUUUGAGGUUAGUCACUUGUUACAGAGGGAGCUAGAAGGUUUGUGGAAGUCCUUUAAGUUGAGUAUAGAGAAGUUUGAAUUGCUAUCUGUUUCAAAUAUUGGUGGGGUUAGUAAUGCGAAGUAUUUAUGGGUAAACCAUGGAGAGGGAGAACUUUGGGGCUCUGUUUACGGUGGAAAUGAGAGAACGGAUGAAGUGGCUAAAGAUUUUCUCCUGAUCGUCUGUAGGAACUCUGCUAUGGGACGUGGUGAUGGUGAAGGCACAAAUGCAUUGUCUUUUGGGGCUGCUGGCACUUCUGUUACACACAUGUGGAAUCCAAAGUUAUCCGAGUCUUAUCUUUCUGUUAUCGUCCGUAGUGGGACAAUUGUUGCACCUGGUGGCCGUUUAGAUUGGAUUAGUGGGAUAUGCUUAUUUUUCAGUUCACCUUCAAAAGAAAAAGAACAAUCAGGAAAAGAUGACGAGGAAAGUAGAGAUUCCAAAAGUGGCAUGGUUUGUAAAACAUCUUUCUUUCUUGAUUUGGUGGAUAUUGCUUUGAGUUAUGAACCCCAUAUUAAAAACACAAUAAUUGGAGGUGAUGCUGCAGACAUGGAACCUGAGUAUGUUGUUGAACCUGAGGAAGAGAUGGACAAGCAAUCUGUGGCGUGCCUUUUAGCUGCAGCAUCACUUGGCCUCUUUAAUCAUACUGAAGUGAACUCUACAAGUACUGAGUAUCGUAUCGGACUACACGAUGUAGGGUUUCUUAUUUGUCAGUCAACUGGAUCAAAAAAUGUGAACUGUGGCUAUCAUGUAGGCUAUCUUCGUGAAACUGGCUAUGUCAAGAUUGCUCAGAACACACUUGUGGAAGCUCUUUUGAGAUUUAAUAAAGAUUCCUUUUGGGAGCUCGAGAUAUCAGAAUCACAAUUUAACCUUGACACCUGCAGCGAUACGACGGGUGGCCUUAUCUGUCUAAUUGCCCAACUUCAGCAGCUGUAUGCACCUGAUGUGCAGGAUGCUAUAAUACAUCUACAAUCUAGAUGGAAUAGUUUCCAACAAACCAAGGAGGAGAGCAUUUCGAGUGACGAGGUUGAUAAGUUUGAGAACAGCAGCAUGAAGAGCUUGCCAGCAAGUGAUGAAGGCAGUAGGUCAGUCGGAUUACUAGAUGAGAUACUCGAGAAUGCUUUUUACAUAGAUGGAGGAGAACCUGUAUUUUCUGAUGACUCUACAGAGCUUGGUGAUGCAUAUGCUUCAAACGUUCAGGUUGGGAAUUCAAUGGCUGGUUCUGAAGAGCGCGUUCAGAUAUCACCGGAGGUUAAUUCUUGCUUGUCUCAAAUUAUUGACAGCUACUAUGUUCCCACCUUUCUAUCAUCGUCACCUAAUGAAGUACGCAAGUAUGAAACAUGUGAUCGUGUUCCCAGAGACGUCGAAGGGGGAAAGAGCAGGUGGUAUGACGAUUCAUCCUUGAUGAUAGUGGACAAUCAUAUGUCAGAAACCAACAGUCAACUUGGAGAACUGGUGAACCGAGAAGAUACGGUUGGUUCCGGUAGUUCUGAUCCUACUGAGUCCUCCAUUUUAAAAGGAAAGGUUCUCCUUCAAAACAUUGAUGUGAGGUGGAGAAUGCAUGCUGGGGUUGACUGGUCUACACCGGGAAGUUCUGUUGGCAGUUUGAGCUCAAGUGGAAGAGAUGGAAGUUCAUGUUUAGAGCUUUACAUUUUAGGGUUAAAUCUUCAAUAUGAUAUGUACCCUGAUGGAGAAGUUUGUGUUUCAAAUAUUUCCCUUUCUGCUCAGGAUGUUAAUCUUUAUGAUAGAAGCCGGGAGGCCCCAUGGAAAAUGGUUCUGGGAUGUUACGAUUCAAAAGAUUAUCCAAGAGAAUCCUGUUCUAAGGCAUUCAGAUUAGAAUUAGAAGCUGUACGGCCAGAGCCACUGAUUCCUUUAGAGGACUACAGGUUGCAUCUUGAGUUUCUGCCAUUGAGAUUGCAUCUUGAUCAAGGCCAACUCAACUUUCUCAUCCAAUUCUUUAGCAAGGACUCGAGUUCCGAUAAAUCUCAGAGUCUAGCUCAUGAUUUAGAUGAUUCUGAGAAUACAGGGAAAGAGAGGAUAAGCUUCGGGUGCCAAACAAUUGUGGAGGAGGCAUUGCUUCCCUUCUUUCAGAAAUUUGAUAUAAGGCCUCUGGUUGUUCGUAUUGAUUAUAUUCCUCGUCAUUUUGAUCCAGUCGCACUAAGCAAGGGGAAUUAUGCAGAACUUCUCAACUUAGUUCCAUGGAAGGGAAUUGAUUUACAGCUAAAACAAGUGUCUGCUGUUGGUAUUUAUGGGUGGAGCAGUAUCUGUGAAACAGUACUUGGGGAGUGGUUGGAAGAUAUUUCUCACAACCAGGUUCAUAAAUUACUGAAAGGGCUAGCUCCUAUAAGGUCAUUAUUUGCUGUUGGUUCUGGCACUUCCAAGUUGAUUUCUUCACCAGUCAAAAGUUACAAGGAGGAUCGCAAGUUGUUAAAGGGAAUGCAGAGAGGUGCUGUAGCUUUUAUCCGAAGCGUUUCAAUCGAAGCUGUUGGACUAGGAGUGCACUUGGCGGCUGGUGCCCAUGAGAUAUUGCUCAAAACAGAAUGCAUCCUCACAACUAUUCCACCGCAUCUUCCCUCAUCUCACCUAAGCAGAAGAAAAGCAAACAUAAGAUCUAAUCAGCCGGAAGACACACAACAAGGGAUCCAACAACAGGCUUAUGAGAGUUUAAGCGAUGGCCUUGGUAGGAGUGCCUCGGCUCUUUUUGGUACUCCUCUGAAGGUCUACCAGCGCGGAGCAGGUGCGAGGUCAGCUCUAGCUUCUGCUUUCCGAGCAGCUCCUGCUGCUGCGAUAGCUCCCGUCUCUGCUUCUGCUCGUGCCGUUCACUGUGCACUUCUUGGACUGCGAAACAGCUUAGAUCCUGAACACAAAAAGGAGUCCAUGGACAAAUAUUUGGGACCUUCACGAUCAUAGGAUUGUGAAGAAAAGGGCAGGUUAGUCGGAAAAGAUAGAUUGACACGAUUUCAGCAAAAUGCUGAUUUGUACAGGGUGUAUAGUUAUUCAAUCAGAUUCUUUGUGGGACAGUAUAGGAUGGCAACCUUUGUACAUAUGUAAAUUACCAUAAUAUUUCUGCGACCGUCUGCUAUGCCAUUGUAAUAUACCAGCAAUCAUUUUGGAUUUAUAGUUUAGCUGUUGCUUACUUCCCUUGGUGAAAUUUUUUGUCGACCUCACUGGCGAAAAUAGUUUAGCUUGAGGAAACAUGGUUUUCAUGUAUAUAGCUAAUUCUUUCAGAAGUUUUAUGAUUGCAUAUUUGCUUCUCGGUUGCUGCGGCAGUGUAAUUGUAAAUUACCAUAUUUGUUUAUUUUUUGAGAAACUCAGAAAGAACUAUCUAUCUACCAUUAUGGAUAGUUCUUUUGAGAAAAA